AGAUACGCUGAAGAGAAGCUGUAAAAGCCUUCCUUUACACGAAAAGGUGAAAAUUCUCAACUUACUGAGGAAAAAAUAAACUGUAUGCUGAGGUUGCUAAGAUCUAGGAUGGAGUCUCACUAUGUCACCCAGGCUGGAGGGCAGUGGUGCGAUCUCGGCUCACUGCAACUUCCGCCUCCCAGGUUCAAGCGAUUCUUCUGCCUCAGCCUCCUGAGUAGCUGGGACUACAGGGGCCCGCUCUGUCAUCCAGGCUGGAGUGCAGUCGCGUGUCUUGGCUCACUGCAGCCUCUGCCUCCUGUGUUCAAGUGAUUCUCAUGCCUCAGCCUCCUGAGCAGCUGGGAUUACAGGCAUGCGCCACCACGCCCAGCUAAUUAUUGUAUUUUCAGUAGAGAUGAGGUUUCGCCAUGUUGGCCAGGCUGGUCUUGAACUCCUGGCCUCAGGUGAUCCGCCUGCCUUGGCGUCUCAAAGUACUGGGAUUACAGGUGUGAGCCACUGCACCCAACCAAAAUUGAUGAACAUUCUUGAACUUAGUUAUGUACUUACAGAAGAUAGAUGAUAUUUAGCUUCCCAAACAGCUUGCAGAAUCUCUAAUGACAGCAACAGUGGAGAAUCUAACGUUCCAGAAGGACACUUUGGGAAAUGCUGUUGACAAAAACAGGCGCCACUGCUCGACAGAGCCACUCGUCCUCGCCUGGUCAUCCCAGUUCCGGAGGCUGACCUGGGGAUGCGCCCUUGACGCCCUGAACCGCAGUACUUGCGUCGCUGCUAGUCAGGACGGCGUUACCCACCUCAUCCGCAGCUCCAGGACGCCACACUCCACGCGCUGCCGCAAGGAGGACGCGCAGCCUGGUCACCAUGGAAACGGUGCCGCUUCCGUCAUGGCGCAUGGGAGAGGUCAAAGGUCAGUCCAGCAAGUUCCGCUUCCGGUUCCGGGAUCCUGUUUGUUGUCUGAAAGCUUUGUGGUUUCGGUGAGCUCUCAGAGCGGAUUUCUAGCGUCCGUGCGGGGGACAGGUGUCCAGAGGUCAGCUGCUGCAGACAUGGCGGCCUCCACCGCGGCCGGGAAACAGCGGAUUCCCAAAGUGGCCAAGGUGAAAAACAAAGCCCCGGCUGAGGUACAGAUAACUGCUGAACAACUCUUAAGAGAGGCUAAAGAAAGAGAACUUGAGCUUCUUCCACCUCCACCUCAACAGAAGAUCACAGAUGAAGAAGAAUUAAAUGAUUAUAAACUAAGGAAAAGGAAGACUUUUGAAGAUAACAUAAGAAAAAACAGGACUGUGAUUAGUAACUGGAUAAAAUACGCACAAUGGGAAGAAAGCUUAAAGGAGAUUCAAAGGGCUCGAUCCAUAUACGAGCGUGCUUUAGAUGUAGACUAUCGAAAUAUUACACUCUGGCUGAAAUACGCAGAAAUGGAAAUGAAGAAUCGCCAAGUCAACCAUGCUCGAAAUAUCUGGGACCGGGCCAUAACAACGCUGCCUCGAGUUAAUCAGUUCUGGUACAAGUACACGUACAUGGAGGAAAUGUUGGGAAACAUUGCUGGUGCCCGGCAGGUGUUUGAGCGCUGGAUGGAGUGGCAGCCUGAGGAGCAAGCCUGGCACUCCUACAUCAACUUUGAGCUGAGAUACAAAGAAGUAGAUCGGGCCCGCACCAUUUAUGAGCGAUUUGUCCUCGUGCACCCUGAUGUUAAGAACUGGAUCAAGUAUGCCCGCUUUGAAGAAAAACAUGCUUAUUUUGCCCAUGCACGGAAAGUGUAUGAGAGAGCUGUGGAAUUCUUUGGAGAUGAACAUAUGGAUGAGCACCUUUAUGUUGCCUUUGCCAAGUUUGAAGAAAAUCAGAAAGAGUUUGAAAGGGUACGAGUGAUUUACAAGUAUGCCCUGGACAGAAUUUCAAAACAAGAUGCCCAAGAACUCUUUAAAAAUUAUACCAUCUUUGAGAAGAAGUUUGGUGAUAGGCGGGGUAUUGAAGAUAUCAUCGUGAGCAAACGGAGAUUCCAGUACGAAGAAGAAGUGAAGGCAAAUCCACACAAUUAUGAUGCAUGGUUUGAUUACUUGCGCUUGGUAGAAAGUGACGCAGAAGCUGAAGCCGUGAGAGAAGUCUAUGAAAGGGCCAUUGCCAAUGUCCCACCCAUUCAGGAGAAGAGGCACUGGAAGCGCUACAUUUAUCUUUGGAUCAACUAUGCACUCUAUGAAGAAUUGGAGGCAAAGGAUCCUGAGAGGACAAGACAGGUGUAUCAAGCCUCUUUGGAACUAAUUCCUCACAAAAAGUUCACAUUUGCCAAAAUGUGGAUACUGUAUGCACAGUUUGAAAUACGACAGAAGAAUCUGUCAUUAGCCAGAAGAGCAUUGGGAACUUCCAUAGGCAAAUGUCCAAAGAACAAAUUAUUUAAAGUUUACAUAGAAUUGGAGCUACAGCUUCGAGAAUUUGACAGAUGCCGGAAGCUUUAUGAAAAGUUCCUGGAAUUUGGACCUGAAAAUUGUACCUCAUGGAUUAAAUUCGCUGAAUUAGAGACAAUCCUUGGUGAUAUUGACAGAGCACGGGCAAUCUAUGAAUUAGCCAUCAGUCAGCCACGUUUAGACAUGCCAGAGGUGCUUUGGAAAUCAUAUAUUGAUUUUGAAAUUGAGCAGGAAGAAACAGAAAGAACACGAAACCUUUACCGGCGGUUGCUUCAACGGACGCAGCAUGUCAAGGUAUGGAUCAGCUUUGCUCAGUUUGAGUUGUCUUCAGGAAAAGAAGGAAGUUUGACUAAAUGCAGACAAAUUUAUGAAGAAGCUAACAAAACCAUGCGAAACUGUGAAGAAAAGGAAGAGAGACUUAUGCUGCUGGAAUCUUGGCGAAGUUUUGAAGAAGAAUUUGGAACAGCUUCAGAUAAGGAGAGAGUAGACAAACUCAUGCCAGAGAAAGUCAAGAAGAGAAGAAAGGUCCAGACUGACGAUGGGUCUGAUGCAGGCUGGGAAGAAUACUUUGAUUACAUCUUUCCAGAAGAUGCUGCCAAUCAACCUAACCUCAAACUCCUGGCCAUGGCCAAACUGUGGAAGAAACAGCAGCAGGAAAAGGAGGAUGCUGAGCACCAUCCAGAUGAGGACAUCGAUGAGAGUGAAUCCUGAUCUUUUUUUCAUAUUGACAAAUGUUUUGUUAUUUUUAUAAAUUAAUUGUUUGGAA
Messenger RNA from Pongo pygmaeus (Bornean orangutan), 3156 nucleotides. It is a transcript of the gene CRNKL1, whose product is annotated as crooked neck pre-mRNA splicing factor 1. Gene Ontology annotation, cellular component: U2-type catalytic step 2 spliceosome; Prp19 complex; post-mRNA release spliceosomal complex. Gene Ontology annotation, molecular function: protein binding. The transcript has 18 exons. Gene Ontology annotation, biological process: mRNA splicing, via spliceosome; spliceosomal complex assembly. The record is from RefSeq and is a predicted model, not a curated record. NCBI's taxonomy places the organism in Eukaryota, Metazoa, Chordata, Mammalia, Primates, Hominidae. The coding region runs from base 591 to 3101 and encodes 836 amino acids.